AUGCUGACGCUCACGAGGUUUCUCCGCUUUCUCAUCUUAGCGACACUGCUACUUCUUAUUCCAGCAUUCGUGUACUUGUCACAGGGAACUUCGUCUCCUGUCCGCGACCCAAAGACGGGCGAAUGGAUCUGGCAGGGCAUGCUUCAAUCUAUUCAAGGCCAUGGACCUUAUGAAAACAAUCCACCGCAAGAGAGGCCUUAUCAUCCUAUCACAGACUGGAGAAAGCUUCUUAACAAUGUAAUGCCGACGCACCCAGCUAAGGAGCACAAUUAUAACAACCAGCACCGUCCAGUUUUGCCACCGCAAAAGACAGACCCGGCAGUACCAGAGCCGGUCCGAUUCGGCCACACGAGUGCAGGGCUAUCGUCCGUUGAUGUGCCCGCGGUCAAAAUCGAGCCAAAGGUGGAUGGAGCCUAUGCACCUGCAAUGACCAAUGCGACAGCAAAGGCAGAACUCGGUCGAUCUACAUGGAGAUUCCUACACACAAUGAUGGCGCGAUUUCCUGAGAAUCCGACCCCACAACAAAGUGAAGAUCUGCGCAAAUUCAUCCACUUGUUCUCCCUACUAUACCCAUGCGGAGACUGCGCGGCGCACUUCCAGCAGCUACUCAAGGAAUGGCCACCUCAAGUCGGCUCGCGGCAUAAUGCAGAGCUAUGGCUAUGCAAUGCGCACAACGCGGUUAACACGCGCCUGCACAAGCCUCAGUUUGAUUGUACCAAACUGAACGAGACAUAUGACUGUGGCUGCGGCAGUACCGCCUCAAGUUUACUUUCCGGCAUAAAUCCGCAAGAUGCCAAGGGUAGUGCACAUAUAUUGCCGUUCUAUAUAUAG
Malassezia globosa CBS 7966 is the source of this 831-nucleotide messenger RNA. RefSeq lists its product as uncharacterized. NCBI's taxonomy places the organism in Eukaryota, Fungi, Basidiomycota, Malasseziomycetes, Malasseziales, Malasseziaceae. Gene Ontology annotation, cellular component: mitochondrion. Gene Ontology annotation, molecular function: flavin-dependent sulfhydryl oxidase activity; flavin adenine dinucleotide binding. The record is from RefSeq and is a predicted model, not a curated record. The transcript has a single exon. The coding region runs from base 1 to 831 and encodes 276 amino acids.